Messenger RNA from Phaeoacremonium minimum UCRPA7, 1632 nucleotides. RefSeq names its product putative msc1 protein. Bases 1 to 1632 code for a protein of 543 amino acids. The record is from RefSeq and is a predicted model, not a curated record. The transcript is spliced from 8 exons. Lineage: Eukaryota; Fungi; Ascomycota; Sordariomycetes; Togniniales; Togniniaceae.
AUGAGGCUGCUGAAGGCCUUCAUCUCAGUCGCCCUCGUGGCUGACGCUGCUCUUGCCAGCACUUGGUUCAGCAAGGCCGCUUAUAACAAGUGGCACGAAACUGAGCUCGAGCGAUGGCUGUCCGAUCACGACGUUCCGUAUCCCACGCCUGCCGACCGCAAGGAUCUCGAGAAACUGGUCCAGAAGAAUUGGGACAGCUAUGUCGUCUCUCCCUACCAGGAGUGGGACACCGACAAAUUGAGCGCCUUCCUCCAGCAGAAGGGCAUUGAGACCAAGGACGCUACCAAGGCUAAUAAGAACUCGCUCGUCGCUCAGGUACAGUCUGCGUGGUUCGAGACCGAGGACAAGGCACAGAACGCAUACAUCUCGAUCAAGGACUGGAUUCUGGACACAUGGACCGACAGCCAGCUCAAGGCUUUUUGUGAUCACCACGGCAUUCCUGUUCCCCAGCCUCGUAAGCGUGAUACCCUUCUCCAGAAGGCGCGCGAGGGCUAUGACACCGUCGCACAGAAGACUGGCGAGGCUGCUUCGUAUCCAGGAAACUGGCUGUACGAGUCUUGGACCGAGUCUGAUCUCAAGGAGUGGCUCGAUACCCAUGGAUUUCCUGCUCCUCAGCCGACCAACCGUGAUAAGCUCAUUGCUUCCGUUCGCCGCAACUCCCGCCUCGCUUACCUGAAGGCUCAAGAUGCUGCGGCCAGUGCAACGUCAAGUGCCCAGGCCGCCUAUUCUACUCUCACCGACAUGGUUAUCGAUGCCUGGAGCGAGUCUCAGCUGAAGGAGUUCGCUGACAAGAACGGCAUCAGUGUUCCUCAAGGUACCAAGGUUAAUGAGCUCCGUGCCCUUGUUCGCAAGCAUCGUGCAGAGCUUCUCGGCGACACUGUUUCAGGAACUGCUGCAUCUGCGUUCGGUGCUGCUACCUCCAAGGCCGGCAACGAGUAUGCGAAAGCAACCGACAGCGCUUCUUUGGCUGCCCAGGAGGCUUUCAAUGAAGCUGUGAACACUUGGUCUGAGAGUCGAUUGAAGAGCUAUCUCGAUGCUCGUGGAGUGCCUGUCCCACAAGCCUCCAAGACUGAUGAGCUCCGUGCCCUUGUUCGCAAACAUUCACACAAGGCAUCUACUGGCUGGAGCACAUGGACCUUCGACGAUUACUCAUAUGAGAACUUGAAGAACUAUCUUCUCAACACUGGAGACUCAUCCGCAAAGAAGGCUGCUAACAAGGCCGGUGCUACGCGCGACGAUCUCGUCAAGGCGGCUCAGUCUGCUUAUGCGUCUGCGUCUUCUGCGGGUGGUUCAAACUACGCUUCUGUGACAAGUUAUCUCUCCCAGGCCACAGACUCAGCCAAGAAGAGUACAUUUGACACCUGGAGCGAGAGCGAGCUGAAGUCUUACCUUGACAGCUAUGGAGUCCCUGUCCAUCAGGGAUCCACCAUAAACGAACUUCGAGCGUACGCACGCAAGCAGUCCACUUACUGGAAGUAUGGCACCUCGAGCCCCUCCGAGACCCUCUUGGCGAAGCUCAGCGAAAGCGCUCAAGCCAGCUGGCAGUGGGUACUGGAGCAGCUAAACAUCGGUGCCAACGCUGCUCAGAAGAAGGCCGAAGACGCUAAGGCGAAGGCGAAGGAGGAGCUGUAA